This is a messenger RNA of Metarhizium robertsii ARSEF 23, 795 nucleotides long. Its product is annotated as citrinin biosynthesis oxidoreductase CtnB. Lineage: Eukaryota; Fungi; Ascomycota; Sordariomycetes; Hypocreales; Clavicipitaceae. Gene Ontology annotation, cellular component: nucleus; cytoplasm. The record is from RefSeq and is a predicted model, not a curated record. The coding region runs from base 1 to 795 and encodes 264 amino acids. The transcript has a single exon. Gene Ontology annotation, biological process: secondary metabolite biosynthetic process.
AUGACGGUCGACGACACGCUCUCCCUCCCCCGCAUCCUGUGCCUGCACGGCGGCGGCGUCAACGGCACCGUCUUCCGGCUGCAGUGCCGCGCCAUCAUCGCGCAGCUCGGCCACCGCUUCCGCUUCGUCUUCAUGGACGCGCCCUACACGUCCCGGCCGCACCGCGACAUCGUCACCGUCUACGGCGACUUCGCCCCCUUCUACCGCUGGCUCGCGUGGAGCCGCGAGGAGCCGGGCCUGCCGCCGUGGGCGCGCGCCGGCGACGUCAUGGACGCGUGCCUGGCCGCCAUGGAGCGCGACGCCGGCGACGGGCCGUGGGCGGCGGUGCUGGGCUUCUCGCAGGGCGCCAAGGUGGCCGCGAGCCUGCUGUGGGCGCAGCAGCGCGCCGACGAGGUCCUGGGCCCCGGCCGCGCGAGGACCGCCUUCCGCUUCGCCGUGCUCAUGGCCGGCAGCGCCCCGGUCCUGCACCUCGACCUGCGCCUGCCGCCGCCCCCGCCGCACGUCGCCCGCCCCGACGCCUUCAGCACCGACUUCACCGACUACCCGGACCCCGACGAGCCCCCGCGCGGCCUCCACGUCCUGCGCCUGCCCACCCUGCACGUCCACGGCCUGCAGGACCCCGGCAUCCAGAGGCACCGCUGCCUGCUCGAGCACUACUGCGCUCCCGCCACUGCCCGCCUCGUCGAGUGGGAUGCCGGCCACCGCCUGCCCGUCAAGACGGCCGAUGUCAAGGCCGUCGUCGCCGAGGUGCUGCGCCUGGCGCGGGAGACGGGCGCCAUUCCACCAGACACUUGA